Molecule: messenger RNA, 627 nt
Organism: Cladocopium goreaui
Lineage: Eukaryota; Dinophyceae; Suessiales; Symbiodiniaceae
Source: the annotation of a GenBank genome assembly
AUGCCUGGUGAACCUGUCCCUGGAAGUGUGACAGGUUCUGAUGUAACUUGCCUGGAUGUGAAGGUACCAAGGGCGCCAGCGGUGCCAAAGGUGCCAAAGCCGGAAGACUGCUCACCAGAGGCCAAACGUUGGCCCAAGGCUAGCAAUCUGCCGAAGGGCCCAACAAUCAUGCUGCCUCCUGGGGCCAUCAAGCCGCACUCCGAGUAUCAGGAUGAACGUUUAAAGAAGCGGACAGCCUAUUUGCCUCGAUGCUUUCCCAUGCUCGCAUUGAAGUCGCAUUGCUUCCCUGCCCUUCAAAUUGCAGGGGAACUCGCUGCUGAGCCGUCUCAGUCUUCUUUGAGGACCGCAAGCACGUUUUGCAGUCUGGGAAUGGCAUCAUUUUUGUGGAUUGCAGCGCAAUGGGCUGGUAAUCCUCCCCACGUGCACUCCUCGAUUCCAAGGUACCCACGGUAUCCCUUCAGUUCCAGGAAAGUUUUGAAUGCCAUGCCGGCUCGCGACAAACUUGUCGGACAGGGCGCAUCGGGUCAUUGCAGAGAACAAUUUUUCUGGUAUUGCAAUGAUGCAACUCACCAAAGAAGACCUUUUGACGAGUUUCCAUCACAAUUAUCAUCACAAUAUAAAGUAUAA